UUACAUUUUUCAAAAAAAAACUCUAGUAGUCUUCAGUAGACAUUGGGUGGGAAUAGAACGAGACACAUAUAAAAAUUAGAAAAUUAUACAAUGGCUGAUGAAAGAAAUUGUGCUAAUGAGGCGAUACCAAAAUGGAUUGAGGCCCAACUGUUUGAGAAAUUAUUGGAAGACAAUGUUGAAAACUAUAAAAGUAUAAAAAAGUUUAUAGUUAAACCCGGUAUUGGAGCAGGUGAAAAUUAUGCCACAGUUAUGUUGAAAGUGGAAAUUGAAGUUCAACUGAAAGAUUUAAGCAAAAAAUCUCUAUGUUUUAUGUUAAAAGUCAAUCAUGAAAAAGAUCAAUUACGAGAAUUAUUAAAAGGUCAUGAUGUAUUCGAUGCUGAAAAAAGCAUGUAUGAUGAAAUAAUACCAGCAUUUGAAAAACUUUAUGCUGACGUUGGUGUUGAAGUUAAAUUUGGUCCCAAAUCUUAUGAUUUAGCCACUAAAGAAGAAUAUAUUCUAUUGGAAAAUUUGUGUGUACGUGGUUUUAAAAAUGCAAAUCGUUUGGAGGGUCUCGAUAUGGAACAUACAAAAUGUGUCUUAAAAAAGUUGGCUCAAUGGCAUGCUGCUUCUGCUGUAUUUGUUACAGUGAAAGGACAAUUCGAGGAAAAAUACAUAAAAUGUUAUUUCCAUGAAGAAGGUAAAGAAUCUCUAAGAACUGUAUUUGAGGGAAUGGGAAAGGUGUUCAAAAGCUGUGCUAAAAACUAUAGCAAUUACGAAGAGUAUGCCGCAGAUAUUGAAGCUUUGGACAAUAAACUGGUUGAUGAGUUGUAUAAAACGGCUAUACCCGAUCCCAAUGAAUUUAAUGUUUUAAAUCAUGGCGAUUGUUGGUCCAAUAAUGUUAUGUUCCAAUACGAUGCUUUCGGCAAUAUUAAGGAAACCUAUUUAAUUGAUUUACAAAUGCCAAAAUAUGGUACACCAGCUCAGGAUUUAUACUAUUUUCUAAUAUCGUCUACAAAAUAUGAAAUCAAAAUUAAACAAUUUGAUUAUUUUAUCAAAUUUUACCAUGACAAUCUAGUGGAAAAUCUUAAAUUGUUGAAAUACAACAAAAAGAUUCCUUUAUUAAAGGACAUACACAUAAUGCUCUUCAAAUAUGGUAUUUGGGGUUAUUCAACGGCAACUGGUGUUAUGUCAGCCGUCCUAUUGGAACCCACAAAUACUGCCAGUUUAGAAAAUUUUGUUGGUGACUCCGAUGCUAGUUUGACAUUUAAGAAAUUGAUUUAUUCAAAUGAUCGUUAUCGUAAGCAUAUGGAAGCACUAUUGCCUUGGCUAAAAUAUCGUGGUGCUAUAUGUUGUAGCUCAUAAUUAGUAAAAAUAAAAAUUUAGUUUUUUCAGUUGUAAAUUUAAGUUCAAUGUAAUUUUUCUUUUCAUUAUCACGAAAAACUCUCUCUAUCGAG
This is a messenger RNA of Lucilia cuprina (Australian sheep blowfly), 1433 nucleotides long. RefSeq lists its product as uncharacterized. Lineage: Eukaryota; Metazoa; Arthropoda; Insecta; Diptera; Calliphoridae. The record is from RefSeq and is a predicted model, not a curated record. The transcript is spliced from 3 exons. The coding region runs from base 91 to 1341 and encodes 416 amino acids.